UUGACAAAGCAAAGCUCGUCCAAUAUGGCGAGCGAGGCAGCAGCGAAUACGGACCCUCGCAUUGUCCACGCACAGGCUCUCAAGUCCCCUUACACGCCACUCUCCAUCUACAACACUCUCAUUCGGCUCUACUCCACCACCCCCUACUCUCUGCGUCUCUUCUCUCAUCUACCUUUCUCACCCACCGUCGUCUCAUGGACAGCCCUCAUCUCCGCCAACUCCUCCUCCCCUCUCUCCCUCCGCCUUUUCCUCUCCAUGCUGCGCAACUCCCAUCUCCCUCAUCCGGGCACACUCGCCUCCCUUUUCAAGACUGCCGCCUCUGUAUCUGCCCUCUUAUUCGGCCUUUCUCUCCAUUCCCUUUCUAUAAAGCUCUCUCUGCAUUCCCACCCCUUCACUGCCUCCUCUCUUGUCAAUUUUUAUGCGAAGUGCCGCCUUCCCCAUGAUGCUUGUAAGGUGUUCGAUGAAAUUACUGACAAGGACGAGGUCUGUUAUGCUUCUGCGAUCGUGGGCUUGGCGCAGAAUUCGAGGCCCGUUGAAGCGUUGUCGCUAUUUGCCGAGAUGAAACGAUAUAAUGUGGUGUCAACCGUUCAUAGUAUUGCGGGGGCAUUGCGUGCGGCGGCGGAAAUGGCUGCGUUAGAGCAGUGUAGUAUAAUUCACGGGCAUGCGUUGGUUACAGGGUUUGAUACGGACGUUGUUGUAGGAAGUUCCCUGAUUGACGGGUAUGGGAAAUCGGGACUGAUCAUGGACGCCAGGCAGGUUUUCGACGAGUCCUUGCCAAGCUUGAAUGUAGUGGGCUGGAAUGCCAUGAUGUCAGGUUAUGCACAACAGGGAGAUAAUGAGUCAGUAUUAGAACUAUGUAAUUCCAUGGAAGCUCGAGGAUUUGUACCUGACGAAUUUAGCUUCUUAGCUAUCUUAACAGCUUUUCGUAAUGCUGGUUUGGUUGCUGAGACCAAAAAGUGGCUCUCUAGGAUGAAGAAUGAUUAUGGGUUGGAACCAAGGUUGGAGCAUUAUACCUGCCUGGUGGGUGCAAUGGCGCAGGUGGGGCAGUUGGAGGAGGCAGAGAGUGUUGCAAUGACAAUGCCUCAUAAACCAGAUGCUGCAGUUUGGCGGGCACUGCUUACUGCUUGUGCUUCUCAUGGGGCAGCAGACAUGGCUUCAAAAAUGUCUAGGAAAUUGUUAGCGUUAGACCCGCUUGACGAGUCAGCUUAUUCAAUGAUUUUGAAUGUUUUAUCAGCUGCGGGAAGGUGGAACGAGGUUGCUGAAGUGAGAACCAUGAUGAAGAAUAAGUGGGUGAAGAAGGAAGGAGCAAGGAGUUGGAUUGAAGUGAAAGGAGAAGUUCAUGUAUUCAUGGCAGGGGAUCGAAAGCAUGAGCUUACAAGUGAGAUUUAUAGGAAGUUGGGAGAGCUGAUGGAGGAGAUUGAGAAAUUGGGGUAUACACCAGUUUUUGAUCAUGGAGGAGAAAGGGAGAAAAGGGAAGCGCAUUGGUAUCACAGUGAGAAGUUAGCUGUGGCUUUUGGUGUGGUGAGUGAAGCAGCGCCACCAGGAAAGGCUCUAAGAAUUGUCAAGAAUUUGAGAAUUUGUAGAGACUGUCAUGAGGCGUUCAAGUAUUUUUGUAGAGUAAUUGAUAGGGAGAUUAUUGUGAGGGAUGUUAACAGGUACCAUAGAUUUUUCAAUGGCAGGUGUACCUGUGGAGAUAAUUGGUAAUAACUAUUACCAGUUGCCACCCAAGAAUGCAUUGGAAGACACUUUUUUUAUCACACCAUGAUGUGUAAUUCCUAUUGAUUCUUUUGUUCUACUGUAAUGACAUAAUGUUAAUGAUGUU
Molecule: messenger RNA, 1822 nt
Organism: Tripterygium wilfordii
Lineage: Eukaryota; Viridiplantae; Streptophyta; Magnoliopsida; Celastrales; Celastraceae
Product: pentatricopeptide repeat-containing protein At4g33170-like
Exons: 1
Coding region: 25-1704 (559 amino acids)
Biological process (GO): RNA modification
Molecular function (GO): zinc ion binding; RNA binding; protein binding
Source: RefSeq, a predicted model, not a curated record